CUUCUGGUUUUGGAGAAUUAUAGGCGAAUGUCGAAGUCAUGCAAGGGCUUGGCAAUGGAGCUCGUGAAAUGUCUCAGCGAAACCGACUGCGUAAAGGUUCAAAAUAGACCAUACAGGGAAUGUGCUGGAGAGAAGGAACCUGCUAUAUCAAGUGAAUGUAUUGGUCUAAGAGAAACAUAUUUUAAUUGCAAGAGAGGUCAGGUUGAUAUGAGGGCAAGGAUUCGUGGUAAUAAGGGCUACUGACUGAGAGUCCUUGAACUUUAGCAUUCACUCACGUAUCCAUCUUAAUGGAUUGAGCUGUUUUUGAGUGUGAAAAUUUAACUAUGAUAUAAAUGAGGGGUGAUUAAAUUUCUAGCUUUGUUCAGUUAAUUUAUUUAUUUGUUUUGAACUUGAUCA
Phalaenopsis equestris is the source of this 396-nucleotide messenger RNA. Its product is annotated as cytochrome c oxidase assembly factor 5. The transcript is spliced from 3 exons. The coding region runs from base 28 to 243 and encodes 71 amino acids. Gene Ontology annotation, cellular component: mitochondrion. The record is from RefSeq and is a predicted model, not a curated record. Gene Ontology annotation, biological process: mitochondrial respiratory chain complex IV assembly. NCBI's taxonomy places the organism in Eukaryota, Viridiplantae, Streptophyta, Magnoliopsida, Asparagales, Orchidaceae.